Messenger RNA from Oryza brachyantha (malo sina), 1488 nucleotides. RefSeq lists its product as uncharacterized. The record is from RefSeq and is a predicted model, not a curated record. NCBI's taxonomy places the organism in Eukaryota, Viridiplantae, Streptophyta, Magnoliopsida, Poales, Poaceae. The transcript is spliced from 10 exons. The coding region runs from base 227 to 1252 and encodes 341 amino acids.
AAACUAUUUCAAACCUCGCUUCGGCCGCCGAGCGCAGCAAGCCGCGGCCUCCUCUCCUCUCCCCCCGAUUUCAAAUCCGGAAAAUCUCCAAGCGCACCGCGGCGUCGCGUGGUCCCUUCUUCCCCCCCACCCCCAGUCCACCCGCUUCCGAUUUUCCGGAGGCGGCGAAUCCCAAGCGGGAGGGGGCAAAGGAACGCGAGGCGGAGCCCUCGGGCGAGAUCUCGGUAUGCCGCUGGCGGAGGGGGAGUUCGCGCUGCCCGACGAGGUCCUGGCCGUGCUGCCGCGGGACCCCUACGAGCAGCUGGAUCUGGCGCGGCGCGUCACGGCGCUGGCCGUCGCCGGCCGGGUGUCCGGCCUGGAGCGGGAGGCGGCCCGCCUCAGGGAGUCCGCCGCGGAGAAGGACCGCGAGAACGGGGAGCUGCGGGAGCGGGUCGCGCUGCUCGACCGCGCCCUGCAGGAGACCAACGCCAGGCUCCGCGCCGCGCUCGAGGACAACAUUAAGCUGAACAAGGAGCGGGACUCCUUGGCGCAGACGUCCAAGAAGCUCGCGCGAGACCUCCAAAAGCUGGAGUCAUUCAAGAGGCAUCUGAUGCAGUCACUUCGUGAUGAUAGUCCAUCACCACAAGAAACGGUUGACAUUACAACAUGUGAUCAGUCAGUGUCAUCGAAAGCAUCAUCCUGUGCAGAUGGAGAUUCUGUCGCCCACACUACAACAAACCAACUUAGUGGGUCUAUGGAUGUUGGAAGCACAGUCCAAGAAGUUCUUGUAGGUACAGUGACAAAACCUCCAAUUCAAAAAUAUUCCCUCUCAUCACACAUCACCCCACGCCUUACCCCAGAAGCCACACCAAAAAUUAUGUCAACUUCUGCUUCUCCGAGAAGAAUGUCGACAACAGCAACACCAAAAUUGAUGUCUGGAGCUACUUCACCAUCAAAAACUCGAAUUGAAGGAUACAUGUCCAUGACACCAUGGUACCCCUCGAGCAAGCAAUCAUCGGCAGCUAACUCACCUCCAAGGGGACGUUCCAACCCAGGUCGCACUCCUCGCAUUGAUGGAAAAGAAUUUUUCCGUCAGGCCAGGAGCCGUCUGUCAUAUGAACAAUUUGGUGCAUUCUUAGCCAACAUCAAGGAACUCAAUGCCCAUAAGCAAUCAAGAGAGGAUACUCUCAAGAAGGCCGAAGAGAUCUUUGGUCCAGACAACAAAGAUCUUUACCUCUCUUUCCAAGGGUUGCUGAACCGUAGCUUGCCAUAGGUCAUAUGCUUUACGAUGGUACUUCUGGUACUGUGAAGUUAUUCAAUUGGAUAACUCAUGGCAUCUAGAGGUCUGGCGUGCAAUGUGCAGCUGCAAUUUUUGGGUCCUAUACCCUACAUUAGAUCAUGAAAUGAUCGGAUCUCUCCGACAUCAGGGUUGUUUCAUAUGUAGUUGGAAAUGGGUAGUAGCAUUUCGUUGCCCAAAAUUAGUUAUUCAUGGGAGCCAACCUUGUAAAA